AUGCAUAAAGAAUAUAAAUCUUUAUCAGAUACUGUAUCGGAUCCGUCUACGUUGCAAAGUGAUGAACUCAACGAAGCUGAAGUCACAGAGAGUCCUGAAAAUCCUUCAAAUGAAGGUAACACUGUCAAGCGACGAAGGCAAGCAGCGACUAAACCUAAGGCUGCCCCAAUUGAAAGACCACGUAGAAGUGUUAGGCCCGUUGUCCCUUACGGCUCGGAGGCAACCGAAUCAAAGGCUCGUAACAAGAAGCCGGUCGAAAUCUCACAAGGUUCUGGCCUUUCCCUCAGUCAAAUUCCACAUGUAUUACGUGCGAUUGACAAAAUGAAGACAAGCGACGACGUCCUGAAAGGGUUACAUAAGCUUAUUUACGGUCGAAUGGGUUCAAAGCAUGACAUUAAAAAUCAUAUUCGUGCUUUCUCUGGAUUUAAGAUCCAAACACCACUCGACGAGAUCGUUCUUAAAGAAAAGCUUGAAAAAUGGAAGAUCGCAGGGCUUAAAGACAUAUGUCAUCUCUUUGGCCUUAAGUCAUCUGGCGAUAAGCAAAAGAUUGUUGAUCGCGUUUAUGACUUUUUAAAGAAUCCUCGCGAUAUGACUGCUCCCAAUGAAGAGAAUGGUAAAGGAAAAAGCGGAAAAAAAAAGAAAUCGGUCGCUAUUAAAGCAAAGACUAUUAUAAUUAGGAAAAAAACGGCAAAGGACAUGUUUUAUGCGGUACAAAGAUCAGUCUAUAAAGAAAAAGAGGAAAAUCUUUCCAAGACUCGAGCAGAAAUCGACAGUCUCCUGGCCGAUGCAUGGAAAGGUUUAUCCGAAGAAGAUAAAAAAUCAUAUGCAGAAAAAGCCACAGAUACAAAUAUGACUGAGCCUCAACAAAAAAGACAGAAUCAGAGCAAGAUUAGGGCCAAACAACCUGAAAUGGUUGAAGAUUCUGACCUCUCUGAUGAGGAAUUUGAAGACUCUAUGACAAACGAAGAAGAACAGCCUAAAGAUACUGACGUCGUGGACUCGGAUUCAGAUCUUAGUGAUCCACCGAGUGAUGACGAAAACAAUGAUGCUGUCGUUGAAGAACAAGAAAAUAGCAGACUUAUGACCAUGGAAAUAGACCUUGACGAGGCUGUGCCUGAAUCGGCACAAUCUUCGCGAAAGCGAGGUGCGGUCGAGCUUGAGGCCAAAGAAGGGCCUCAGAAAAGGCAACGUUCGGUGGCUUCGGCUGCCAGUCGUCGUGGUCGUGGUCGCCAUUUGAAAUAA
Molecule: messenger RNA, 1242 nt
Organism: Funneliformis mosseae
Lineage: Eukaryota; Fungi; Glomeromycota; Glomeromycetes; Glomerales; Glomeraceae
Source: the annotation of a GenBank genome assembly